GUCAAAAACAAGUUCAGUUCUUUAUGUUGUCAUCUGGUUGCGUUCGAUUUUGUAGCAAAAUCUGGUGCAAUAAAUGAAUUCAGUUCAAGUAUUGUAGGAAUUAGGUUUUACUUUCAAAACCUUUCCUUUUGCACCCGAAGCAGCAUUCACAAAAGAAGAGGAAUAUGGGAAACGCUGAUACUAAAUUGAACUUCCGUAAAGCUAUCGUACAGCUCACUAGCAAAAGUCAGCCGAUCGAUGCAAGUGAUGACGUAUUUUGGGAGCAGUUUUGGUGCGAACACAGUACUUCUGUUCAGGAUGUUUUUGCGUUGAUACCAUCUAACGAAAUACGGAAAGUGCGAGAUGUGAUGCCCGCAAACCUAGCUACAUUAUGCUACAAAGCAACAGAAAGACUGGUGCGAGCGGUCGACAAUAGCUGCCGGACCCAAGGGGAACAGCAGACCGUACUUAAUUGUGUGCGUUUGCUGAAUCGGAUUUUACCAUACAUAUUCGAGGAUGCCCAGUGGAAGGAUUUCUUUUGGUCCUCACUUCCGUCUGGCAAUGACAAAGACGACAACGCCACCCCUCUGGCACAAAGUUUACUCAAUGCGAUAUGUGAUUUGCUAUUCUGUCCAGAUUUUACCGUCGUUGGUCUUAGAAAAUCAGGUCCUGAGAAGGCAGAGGAGCUGAACUCGAUCGACAGCUGCGAGUAUAUCUGGGAGGCCGGAGUUGGCUUUGCUCAAUCUCCCCCUCGAAAUGGCAACAUGGACUCACGGCGUACCGAAUUACUUAAACUACUGUUAACAUGUUUCAGCGAGACGAUGUACCGCGUUCCAACAAUGAGCGACGAGCCGAACAAAUGGAUUGUUCAAUUUACGAGUGCGGAAAAUCGCCACGCUUUACCAUUGUUCACAUCUCUUCUGAACACCGUCUGCGCCUAUGAUCCAGUCGGCAUUGGUGUCCCGUAUAAUCAUUUGCUUUUCACUGACACCUUGGAGCCGCUGGUGGAAGUUUGUCUACAGAUUCUAAUCGUCACCUUGGAUCAUGACAUUACCGGUAACUCGCCGACGCAAUCUGCUUCGUAUUCACACGAUGAUACAACCAUUGCCGACAAUCUCUUCAUCAAUUAUUUGUCACGCAUCCACAGAGACGACGAUUUUCAGUUCAUACUGAAAGGCGUGACACGUCUUCUGAACAAUCCCUUGGUUCAGAGCUAUUUGCCCAACUCAACUAAAAGGCUUCACUGUCAUCAGGAACUGCUGGUGUUUUUCUGGAAAAUUUGCGAUUAUAAUAAGAAAUUUCUGUACUUUGUACUUAAAAGCAGUGAUGUGCUAGACAUUCUCGUGCCCAUCCUGUAUCAUUUGAACGAUUCUCGAGCCGAUCAAUCUCGCGUUGGUCUGAUGCACAUUGGCGUAUUCAUUCUGCUGUUGUUGUCUGGUGAGCGCAAUUUUGGCGUUCGCCUCAAUAAACCGUACACCGCAACCGUUCCAAUGGACAUUCCCGUGUUUACCGGGACACAUGCCGACCUGCUGAUCACUGUGUUCCACAAGAUCAUUGCAACGGGACACCAGCGUCUGCAGCCCCUGUUCGAUUGCCUACUCACGAUUCUCGUAAAUGUAUCACCAUACUUGAAGACACUUUCGAUGGUCGCGAGCAUCAAAUUGCUUCACCUUUUGGAAGCAUUCAGCACACCAUGGUUCCUUUACUCGGCCCCUUCAAAUCAUCAUCUGGUGUUUUUCCUGUUGGAAAUAUUCAACAACAUAAUUCAGUAUCAAUUUGAUGGGAAUUCCAACUUGGUGUACACAAUCAUUCGCAAAAGACAAGUGUUCCAUGCGUUAGCUAACUUACCAACUGAUUCGGCAGGCAUAGCACGAUGUAUGAACAAUAAGAAAGGUGGGAAACUAAACAAUUCUAGUCAUGCUACAAGGCAUAUCAGCCGAGAUAAAGAACCCACAGAUGUGCUGCCACCGGCUGCUGGUGCUGGUGAUGAAAGCGAGGAAGAUAUAACUAUAAGAACUGAGAACUUAUCAAUUGACAUCAAACAUUCGGACGAAGAAGACAGCCGUAGUGAAAUAGUAGAAGAAUCUAUGGAAGGCUCGAGACCGGCCUUACCCGCUGAACCUGGAACAUUAAAAGCCACCCUUCUGGAUACCCCUAAUAUUGCCCAAAUGACUGAGCGUGAAUCCGCUCAUCCUCUGGGAGAAGUUACAGCUACACCAUCAGUGGAAAAUGUAAAUGCUUCGGUUGGUACGGUUGUCAAGGCAGGUUCCCCCAAAGGAUCACCCAGCAAAGAGCUGCCGUCCCCAAUCAAGAGAUCUGUUGCACAGCGUGGCAGUAUUCGCGUUACACCAGCAUCCGGCCACAACUCGCAGUCCAAGAUAUGGCAGCCCGCACCCGAAUGGGUGCAAUCCUGGCGCUCGAAACUGCCCCUUCAAACUAUUAUGCGACUUCUUCAAGUUCUCGUGCCACAGGUUGAGAAAAUCUGCAUUGACAAGGGAUUGACUGAUGAGUCGGAGAUUUUGAAAUUUCUUCAACAUGGAACACUGGUUGGCUUACUACCGGUUCCACAUCCUAUUCUCAUCCGGAAGUAUCAAGCAAACAGUGGCACUACGGCUUGGUUCCGAACAUACAUGUGGGGCGUUAUCUACUUAAGGAACGUGGAUCCAGCCAUUUGGUAUGAUACUGAGGUCAAACUGUUUGAAAUACAGCGCGUAUAAAAGCGCAUCAAAAUUGAUACCCAAAGGGGUAAAUGUCGAUCGAAGCAUACAAUUGCUACCCUCAACACGGCAUUAUAUAACGAUACAACAUCAGCUCCUGAAAGCCUUUCGUUUGGGGAAUUAAAUCGACCGAAUUAUAGAUCACUACUGGUGCAAUGAAAGGCGUUGAUUGAUGGGGUGUUAGAACCGAAAACGAACCAAAAAAUCUAUAGAAUCAAACAGCGAACCACGCAAAUCAAUCAAAAGUACGUUACCUCUCGUCGCAGCUGCAGUGCAUCAGCGUGUUUACCCGCCAGUUGAACACACCGUACUUCGUCUCGAAGCCUAGGAUCCAAAAGGGACAGGACAGAUCGUGCUGUCGGCAGCAGCGAUCCGCCUUCGACAGUCCGCCCAUUUCGACGUAGUUGCGCGCGCUCCAUCCUUUACCGCACCACUUGGUGCCCGGCACUCGAAGCAUACCGGACAGGUCCCGGCGCUCUCUGGACCGAUCGAAUGAUAGUAGGAAGCAGAACGGAAAGGUGUUGUUUUGAUGGUUUUUUAUGUUCGUUUUGUGUUAAAUGUAGGGAUUUAAGGAUUUACAACACACUACUGAGAAGGACAACGACAACGGGUAAAUGGACAAUUCUUCUUCUCCCAGACGGACGAGCAAAGAACAAGAACAUGAAAUUUUGUACGCAU
Molecule: messenger RNA, 3374 nt
Organism: Toxorhynchites rutilus septentrionalis
Lineage: Eukaryota; Metazoa; Arthropoda; Insecta; Diptera; Culicidae
Product: protein HID1
Exons: 7
Coding region: 165-2696 (843 amino acids)
Cellular component (GO): membrane; Golgi trans cisterna; Golgi medial cisterna
Source: RefSeq, a predicted model, not a curated record